Molecule: messenger RNA, 2349 nt
Organism: Pochonia chlamydosporia 170
Lineage: Eukaryota; Fungi; Ascomycota; Sordariomycetes; Hypocreales; Clavicipitaceae
Product: het domain-containing protein
Exons: 2
Coding region: 1-2349 (782 amino acids)
Source: RefSeq, a predicted model, not a curated record
AUGGAUCUUCUACUUACUUGUGAGUUGAGCGCGGUUAGAUCGCUGCCCUGGUCGCUAAUGCGUCAUUCUCAGCCUCAAGAUUCUCAAGCUACGCCUCGCCAAUUGAUGUAUCAAGGGAGGCGUUUAGCAAGACACCACUUUCUGACUUGCAUAUUGCAGAUCAGCAAUGCACAAGUUAAAACCAUCCCCUGUUUGACUAGAACGCCAACCAGAUGGGCCGCGCACAAAACAAUCCAACUCUUGCGCAAUGUCUGCGUCCGUCACGAGCAGGAAUACCAUGACAACAUGUAUAAAUACAAAGAGCUGCCAUCCGGUAAUGGUUUCGGCUCCUCCAAGCCACUAACCCGGAUUCUACACCUGGAGCCCGGACAACAAGACGACCCGUUCCACGCUCGCCUUGAAGUUGCAAACGCAGAAAAGGCGGCACCAUACGAAGCUCUGUCCUACUGCUGGGGGAAUGAAGAGCCCAAUUCCCAUGUCUUUGUCGAUGGCGCUGCUUUGCCAAUCAGGCCGAAUCUCGGGGCUGCAAUUAGAGCCCUGCGUUACCCUGAUAAAGUGAGGAGGAUGUGGAUUGAUGCCCUUUGCAUUGAUCAGUCGAAUAUGGCGGAGAGAUCGCGACAGGUGCGCUACAUGCGUCUCAUAUACAAAUACUGCAGCAGGGUUAUUGUAUGGCUAGGGCCAGCGGUGUCUGGAGUAGAAGAAGCGUUUAAGGCUGCGAAACAAAUUGUCGAAUCUGAGGCAUUAAUAAAGCAGGUCUCAUCCGCUGCAGUUGAAUCAAAUCACGGAAGAAAGCCAGUUGAUGCAAGCAAUCAAAUUCAAGCGGAUAUUCUCUACAACAUCCAACAAAGUCUACCAAAGUCAUCGCUUCAAAACUUGUGCGACAUCUUUGACCGCGAGUAUUUCAGACGGCUCUGGGUACUUCAAGAAGUCGUUGCUGGGCCUCGUCCGACCGCAAAAUGCGGCGAGUUGGAAAUGCCUUUCCUCGACUUGGCUAGCUGCGGCGCGUUUAUAUCCUACUACAGGCAUGAAAGGAGCACAGUAUCGAGACCAAAUGCAUUUGUGUGGAAGAUUCUCGUGUCAGAUCGGGAUAGGGCGCAUUCGAAAGCGGGAAGCCAUGUCGAAGGCUCAAUAGGUUCGCUGGUCACUUUACUUGAGAACUUGCGCGGGUUCAAGACAUCUGAUGAGCGGGAUAGGAUAUACAGUCUUUUGGGGAUAUCUGAUGAGGGCUUGCAGCCGAUGAAGACGCUCACGCAUAGUAUCCCAGGUCAAUAUCUUCCUCUGCUGCACAAGCAGACUACCACGGUGCAGAAUUACAUCAAUACUCAUAAUGCGCUACGCGAUUUUACUACUCCCACUGAACUUAGGCCGGACUACGCCAAGGAUACCGCAAAGGUGUAUACAGAUGUUACUCGGCAUCUCAUUAAGAAGCCGCCUGGUUCUCUUAUCAUUUUGGGCCAUGUCCAUCAUCACAGGGAUCCUACACCAGGCGGAUUCCCGUCGUGGGUACCUAACUGGUUUGAACCGGAAAUAUAUCAAUCAUUCAACACUGUCAGAUACUACGAAGCAGGGAGAUGGCAUUUACGCAAUGUACCGCUAUGGCGUAUCCGCCCCGUCAUCUGGUCAGAAGCGGUAGCCCAUCCCCAGCGCUUAAGCCUAGAGGGCUUCCCACUGGGAAAAGUACAACUCGUAACUGAUAAAAUAGCAUUAUCAGACUUUCAACGCGGCUCGCCAGAAGCUGUGAACGAAAUCACACGCCUCUGGUCGCAGUUGUUUCCGUUCCCCAUGGUUCCACGACCAGCACCAGCAUACCGAUCUGGAGAACCGCUCGACGAGGCAUUUUGCUUAGCCCUCUCAGCAGGUAGGCUUGGAGUCCUAAUUCACCAUGUGGCAGGUGGUCCAGGUGCAGGCGGGAGCAUGGGAUUACUACCUCAGCCGCCACUCCUGAAGAGACAAGUCGGAGAGCAGAUAACCAGACGAGGGAUUCGGGGGUUUCUGGCUAUUUUGGCUUCCCACAGGGGACAGCCGCCCCCAGCGCCUCAUCCGCUUAAUGGUUGGUCUUUGGAGGAUAUUGAUGCUUGGUAUACGGGUGCUAUUUGCUUUGCUACGAAUCGGAGGGCGUUUGUUACGGAUACGGGGUAUCUUGGUAUUGGGCCGAAUAUCAUGCGGCCGGGGGAUGAGGUGGCGGUAUUGUAUCGCGGGACUACGCCGUAUGUAUUGCGUCGACAGCCUGAUCAUCAUUUGUAUAUUGGGGAUUGUUAUGUCCAGGAUGAUGGUAUUAUGUCUGGGGAUGUGGCUUCGAAGGCGUUGGAGGGAGUUGGUCCGUCUUUGGGGAUGUAUGAGCUGAGAUAG